AUGAGAGCACUUCUAGUGUUGCUGUUUAGUGCACUCUGCUGCCGCGCUGCCGUCAUUGAGAGAUGCCUUACCGAACAAGAAUACCUAGCUCUCACUAAACCAAAACCUGGAGAGUUAAAAAUACGAACGAACCUUGAAUGGUACAACGAACAGCGUCGCCUUAUAGCUGAGGAACGCCAAAUAGCUAAUAUGCAUGAGUUGAAAUACGAUCAUGGACUGGAAGAAGAUGCGAAACGGAUUAAAACAUGUGAAGAUUUGAAACAUUCGCACAAUUUUCGCCUUGCGCAAUACUAUACAGAUGAGAGUCAGCGGAUUUGGUAUGAUUGGAGUCGAAACGCUCCAACAAGCUUUGACUACAACAAUUUUCAAGAUUAUUUUCACCCUCUUCAAACAGCUUUCAUAUUCUGCAACCUCACAACUGAAUGUAAUAGACCCAUCCAAAUUUGGGCCAAAACAUCUCAAAUGCCAAUAAAUAAUACAAUUAUAUUAGGCUAUCGUGGCACUUUCUCCGCAUCCGAUUUGAAACGUAAUCCGCCUGGUUCACAGUGUUCCCGUGGAAAAAACGAUAAAGGAUUGUGCAUUGCUCCUCCGAGAUCUGAAAUGGAGACGUCUGCUAACGAGAACAUUUUCUGUCUGAGCUCACUUAUCACUUGUUUGUCUGCAAUCCUUAUAACUUUUCAUCUAUGA
Caenorhabditis remanei is the source of this 687-nucleotide messenger RNA. RefSeq lists its product as uncharacterized. The coding region runs from base 1 to 687 and encodes 228 amino acids. The transcript has 4 exons. The record is from RefSeq and is a predicted model, not a curated record. Lineage: Eukaryota; Metazoa; Nematoda; Chromadorea; Rhabditida; Rhabditidae.